This is a messenger RNA of Colletotrichum navitas, 1390 nucleotides long. RefSeq lists its product as uncharacterized. The coding region runs from base 192 to 1280 and encodes 362 amino acids. The transcript has a single exon. The record is from RefSeq and is a predicted model, not a curated record. NCBI's taxonomy places the organism in Eukaryota, Fungi, Ascomycota, Sordariomycetes, Glomerellales, Glomerellaceae.
CUCAUGUCCUCCAAAACCUUAUUAAUAUACUAACGCGGACCUAACCGGCAGCCGCCUCCUAGAGAACUAUAACCAUUGCCAAGAACCCGGGAUAAUAAGGUUUAGUUCCCGCGGCACUCAAGCCACCUCUCCCCCCUUGCGUUAUCAGGUUGACGCCAUCAAACUUAAAGCUAAACGACAAAAAAGACAAGAUGUCAACGACAGCAACAGACCCUCCACCCCCUCACCCGCGCCUCUGGGCCGGCGGGAUAGACCAAUACCUCACUGACAACAACAUCACCUGCGAAUCCGCGACGCCCAUUGAGGCUGGCACUUCCUGCUAUAUCUGGCGCCUGGACAGCUUCUCGCACCCCGAUUACCCGCCAUCCGAGCCGGCCGUGCUGAAAUGCGCCGACAGCACCCCAAAGUUCGGCGACGCUGCCGUUUCGCCCGCCCGAUUGUCCACCGAGGUCCGCGCGCUGACGUGCAGCGCCAUGGCGGAGGCGUCGCGAGCGGAGCCGAGCGUGCGCGUGCCGCGAGUGUUGACGACAACGGAGAACGGAUUCGUCAUGUCCUGGGCGGGAGAUUUGAACCUGCUGGACGCUUUCCGGAGUGGCGAUCCCAAGCUUGACAUGGCGGACAUUGGCAAACGCAUCGGCAAGUGGCUGGGCUGUCUACAGGUGGCGAGCGCCGCCUCGGGAGCCCCUGGCUUUGAGCCGAUGAAUCCGGAGUUGGGGCGCUUCUACAACCCAGGCGGGUUCAUGGAUCAGCUGGUCCAGUCCGUCGUGACUGAUGGCGAGGAGAGCGACAAGAUCCUGGCCGCGAUGCGUAGUAAGGAGACGGUGCGCACACUGACGGCGUGGGAUUUCCGGCCCAUGAACAACCUCCUCCGGUGCUCGGGUGCUUCCAACAACGGCAGCAACAAUAGCACGCCCGACAUAUACAUCGUGGACUGGGAACUUGCGCAGUUCGGCGAAGCGGCGGGGGAUGUAGGCAUGUGGUGCGUCGAAGCGAUGGUGUUGGAGGCCAAGCACGGCGACCGGGGCUUGCUGAGUUCGUUCCUGAAAGCGUAUAAAGCGCACGCGGGGGAGAUCGUGCGUAAUGAUGUGUUUGUGUGCAAGGUCGCCAUGAUUAUUGGCCUCAUGUUGGUCUACUUCAUGCGCAUUGCGCCGCGGCUCUGGGGCAGUACGGAGCAGGAGGUCACCAGUUGGCGGGGGGCUGCUGUGGACUUCCUGAGGGCCGGCGCCGCGGGUGAUUUGGCGUGGUUAAAAAGGAGUUUGGUUGGGAUUCUCUUGGAGUAACUUUGUGGUUCGCGUGGUCCUGUCCUUGCUAGACUUUGUACAAAGCGCUUGUUGGGCUGUGACUACACAAUGCCGCCCUCUAGAUAGACAAAUUGAACAAUACAAAUGGA